CAAUUGCUGAUUGUUGUUCUAUCAGAUAAUUUUGUAUUUUUGCAAUAAAUCAUUUAUCCACGGAAUAAAUGUAUAAUGGGUUCAAUAAAUUUUGAAAUUAAAUUAAAACGAGAAAAUAAAAUAUAUUAUGAAGGUGAACUUCUAAAUGGUUGCGUUCAAUUUACUUGUCCAUCGGAGACCAAACAUGAUGGCAUUACAUUGACCCUUGAAGGUGUAGUGAAUCUGCAGUUAAGCAACAGCAAAUCCGUUGGCUUACUGGAUGCUUUCUACAACUCCGUUAAACCCAUUACACUUUUCAACUCUGUCUAUGAAUUGUCUGCACCUGGCAAAAUCUCCGCUGGCGUUUCAGAAUUUCAUUUUGAAUUUCCUUUGCUAUGUAAGAAGGAACCCCGCAUACUCUAUGAAACUUACCAUGGAGUUUUCAUUAGCAUUAAUUAUCAGCUAAAAUGUGAUGUGAAACGUAGUUUUCUGGCCAAAUCUUUGCAAAAGACACAACAGUUUUGCAUACAAUAUAAACCUCCGGCAGAGGACAGCAUUAAAUUGCCCAACAAGGAAAUAAAUUUCAGCAUUAGUCCCGAGAGUUUGCAGAAAAACUCUAAGGACCGCAUAACUAUGCCCAGAUUUUUAAUAACCGGCAAAUUGGAGCGCACAGAAUUUUGUAUAACACAACCAUUGAGGGGCCAGCUGACUAUACAACACACUGAGGCGGCCAUUAAGUCGAUAGAACUGCAAUUAGUGCGUGUAGAGACAUGUGGCUGUAAUGAAGGUUAUUCCAAGGAUGCCACAGAAAUCCAGACUAUACAAAUAGCUGAUGGUAAUAUAUGUCCUAAAUUGGAAAUACCCAUUUAUAUGAUUUUACCGCGACUAUUUACGUGCCCAACUUUGAUAACAAAGAACUUUAAAAUUGAAUUUGAAUUAAAUUUGGUAAUUGUUUUCAAGGACGACUACAUAAUUAGUGAAAAUUUCCCGAUUGUUUUAAGAAGAUUGCAUGCACCACCUGGUCUCAAGGUUUUAAAUCGUGGGGCAUAAUUUUGUUUUUAUAUAAUACUACUCUAUUUUAUAUUAAUAUUAAGCUAAUAAAUGAUUAUAUUACUCAAAAAAUCAA
Messenger RNA from Calliphora vicina (urban bluebottle blowfly), 1105 nucleotides. RefSeq names its product vacuolar protein sorting-associated protein 26C. Lineage: Eukaryota; Metazoa; Arthropoda; Insecta; Diptera; Calliphoridae. Gene Ontology annotation, biological process: intracellular protein transport. The record is from RefSeq and is a predicted model, not a curated record. Bases 76 to 1029 code for a protein of 317 amino acids. Gene Ontology annotation, cellular component: endosome. The transcript has 3 exons.